CUAUGUUCCUCAGCUUGCAGAGCUCAUUUACGAAGGAAACAAAGCGGCAUCAAAGGAUUCUUAUAUUAAGCUCAAGGGUUUCAUGAUUGGGAAUGCUGUAAUAAACGAUGAAACGGAUCAAAUGGGGAUGGUGGAGUAUGCAUGGAGCCAUGCCAUUAUUUCAGACGAACUGUAUUCUGCGGUCACGAAAGACUGCAACUCCUUUAAAGAAGAAGAUGAUGAUGGCCAAAAUUCAAGCAGCGUACGUGCCUGUUCUCCUGCAGUCAAGGCCUUCAUGCAGGCUUACUCAGAUAUUGAUAUCUACAGCAUCUACACUCCUGUCUGCCUCUCGUCUCUUGAAGAAAGAAGAUCGAGAAAAUCUAAGCUCGUUGCAGCUCCUCGCCUUUUCUCUCAGCAUGAGCUUUGGCAUGGGAUGAGAUGGGGGUUGGCGUCAGGAUAUGAUCCAUGCACAGCAGACUAUGUGGAGAAGUACUUCAACAGAGAGGAUGUCCAAAGGGCUCUUCAUGCAAAUAUCACUCAUCUCACCUAUCCCUAUACUCCUUGCAGGUAUUUAUGCUUUGUAUCAACAAAGAUAACCUUUUUUUAUUCAGAAUUUAAAUUAUACAAAACACUCUUGAAUUAUAAAUCAGAUAAAGCCCUCUAAACUUUCAAAGUACACCGAAUACCCUAAAAUGUUGGAAAAAUUCAGGCUUGUUUAAUACAAUUUU
Asparagus officinalis (garden asparagus) is the source of this 707-nucleotide messenger RNA. RefSeq names its product serine carboxypeptidase-like 35. Gene Ontology annotation, molecular function: serine-type carboxypeptidase activity. Bases 83 to 643 code for a protein of 186 amino acids. Gene Ontology annotation, cellular component: vacuole. The transcript is spliced from 3 exons. NCBI's taxonomy places the organism in Eukaryota, Viridiplantae, Streptophyta, Magnoliopsida, Asparagales, Asparagaceae. Gene Ontology annotation, biological process: proteolysis. The record is from RefSeq and is a predicted model, not a curated record.